AUGGCGAAUCGUGCAGAAGAACUAGAUCCCGAUGUCUGCUGUAUCGAUGAUCUCAAGUCCCGGGCCAGCGUCCAACUACCACAGAUGUACAGAGAUUAUUACAAUGAAGGACCCAUGGACCUCCUGACCCUGCGUGACAAUGAAGCUGCCUUCGACCGGUACAAGAUUAGACCCAAAAUUCUAGUCGACGUCAAUUAUAUAGAUACCAGUUCCGAGUUGUUUGGUACAAAGGUGUCGUUCCCCCUGGGCCUCAGCCCCACGGCUAUGCACAAAUUAGCCCAUCCCGAUGGGGAGGUUGCCACAUCUCGGGCGGCUGCUGCGACAGGAAUCUCAAUGGUACUAUCAUCUUACUCGACCUGCUCGAUAGAGGAUGCUACGGCCCAAGGGCUAGAAAUCCCGUAUGCCAUGCAAAUGUGUGUGCUGAAAGACCGUAAAAUCACAUUACAUCUUGAAGCGCGCCGAGGUGGCUGUAAAGCUCUUUUCCUAUCUGUUGACAAUGCCGUGCUGGGAAAGCGGCUCAACGAGUUUCGGAAUAAAUUUGAAUUGCCGGUUGAUAUGACUUGGCCUAACAUUCUUAGUCAUAGCUCAGUUCAUUCAGACGGUGUUUAUUAUGAUGCUGGUAUGAACUUGGAAGAGACAAUUCCGUGGUUGAGAGACAAUUCCAAUCUUCAGAUCUGGUUGAAAGGUGUGAACCGGGCAGACGACGUGCAGCUAGCUAUUAAACUUGGAUUGGAUGGGAUCGUUAUCUCUAAUCAUGGUGGUCGACAACUUGACGGUGUACCUGCAACCUUGGACGUCUUGCGAGAAUGCGCACCUAUCGCGACUGGAAAAGUUCAUCUUGCAAUUGACAGUGGUAUUCGUCGGGGAUCGGACAUAUCCAAGGCAUUGGCACUAGAUGCUAGUCACUGUUUUAUCGGCAGAGCUGCCGUGUGGGGACUCGCAAAGGGUGUUGAGCUAGGCAUCAAAAUUCUUUUGCAGGAGCUGCGUAUUACGAUGGCAUUAGCAGGCUGUCGCUCGAUCAAAGAUAUUGACAGUAGCUUCUUAUCUGUCCUUCAGCCCAACGGCAUUUUGGCGAAGCUUUAG
Molecule: messenger RNA, 1083 nt
Organism: Penicillium cosmopolitanum
Lineage: Eukaryota; Fungi; Ascomycota; Eurotiomycetes; Eurotiales; Aspergillaceae
Product: alpha-hydroxy acid oxidase
Exons: 9
Coding region: 1-1083 (360 amino acids)
Molecular function (GO): oxidoreductase activity; FMN binding
Source: RefSeq, a predicted model, not a curated record